AUGUUGUUCAACAUUCUUACCUUGAUAUCCGCAGUACAGCUCGUGUCUGCCAUUCCUUUACCGCUUAUGGUGACCCGUAUGCAUACUGCACCUACCGUCACAGUCACAGAUACAAGAACUACAGCCACUGCUACUGUGUACCUUCCACCAGUUGAAGUACUUAUUUCUGAUGGCGUCACUUAUACCUUCACUUUAAAUGACCAACCCGCUGCACAACCAACAACUUUUACUAGCAUUAUUGAAAAGGAUCAGAAUAUUGCAACUAAAGACCCAGUUCCUGAAAAUACUGAUACUGCUCCAGCCCCAGCGGAAACUCCUGCAGCUCCUGCAACUCCUGCAACCCCAGCAGCUCCAGCUACUCCUGCCACCCCAGCAACUCCAGCAACUCCAGCAACUCCUGCUACUCCUGCCACCCCAGCAACUGCCGCCACUCCUGCAACAGAUGCAGCUGCUCCAACCACACCUACCACUUUGCAAUCUCCUACAACUACUUCAUUAGCUACAACUCCACCUCAAAAUUCUCCACCAGCACCAGCUACCACUGAACAGCCAGCUACCACUGAACAACCUGCUACCACUGAACAACCUGCUACCACUGAACAACCUGCUACCACUGAACAACCUGCUACCACUGAACAACCUGCUACCACUGAACAACCUGCUACCACUGAACAACCUGCUACCACUGAACAACCAACCACCACUACUCAAGCUACUACUUCUCAAACCUCAACUUCUAAGCCGGUUACUACUGGUUCCCAACUUUCUCCCCCACUGUACAUUGUCUAUUCUCCAUAUCAAGACUCUGGUGCAUGUAAGGAUGCAAACACAAUUUCUGCUGACCUUGAAUAUAUUAAGAGCAAGGGUAUCAACAAGUUGAGAAUCUACGGUACUGAUUGUGGAAACUGGGACACUGUUUUACCAACUGCAAAGCUGUUGGGUAUGACCGUUAACCAAGGUUUCUGGAUCGGUCCAUCUGGUGCUUCUUCUAUUUCUGCCGGAGUUAGUGAACUUCUUGAUUACGGACAAGCUAACGGUUGGGAUAUUUUUGAAUUUAUCACUGUUGGUAAUGAAGCCAUAAAUGAAGGUUAUCUUACUGUCGAUCAAUUAAUAACUGAAAUUCAAUCCAUUAAAAGUCAAUUAAAAUCUGCUGGCUAUAAUGGUAAGGUUACAACUUCUGAGCCUCCAAUUUCUUUUAUUAACCACCCUAAAUUAUGUACUGCUUCAGGAAUUGAUUUUGUUGGCAUUAAUCCACAUUCCUACUUUAACACUGGAAUUUCUCCAUCUGGUGCUGGUGACUAUGUCAUGAGUCAAAAGCAAGACGUUGUUGACGCUUGUAAUGGAAUGAAUGUUUUCAUAACUGAAACUGGAUAUCCAUCCCAAGGAAACACAAAUGGGUUAAACGUACCAAAUCCUCAAAAUCAACAAAUUGCUAUUUCUUCUAUAAUGUCCGCUACUGGUGGUGAUGUUACCAUUUUGACCACCUACAAUGACUUCUGGAAAGAACCAGGUCCAUAUAACAUUGAACAAUAUUUCGGUGCCAUUUCCCUUUUCAAUUAA
Messenger RNA from [Candida] anglica, 1560 nucleotides. NCBI's taxonomy places the organism in Eukaryota, Fungi, Ascomycota, Pichiomycetes, Serinales, Debaryomycetaceae. The record is from the annotation of a GenBank genome assembly.